CCACUUCUGAUGAAGAUUUGCUUUCUAAAGCAUUUAGUUCUCAUCUAGAAAAUAAAACUAGGGAACCAGAAAAAGAAUUAUCAACUAUCAAAGAAGAAUUAAACAUUGAAAGAGAAGAAGUAGCAAAAUUUCAAGAGAAAUCUGAGGAGUGA
Molecule: messenger RNA, 152 nt
Organism: Entrophospora candida
Lineage: Eukaryota; Fungi; Glomeromycota; Glomeromycetes; Entrophosporales; Entrophosporaceae
Source: the annotation of a GenBank genome assembly